AUGGAACCUUCCUCCAUUCCAUCAACUACUACAUCUACUACAUCUACUACAACUACAACUAUUCAACAAUUUACACCAAAGACCUAUGAAACUAAAAUAGAUAAUAAAGAGUUUGAAUGUAUAGAGAUUCAAAGAUUAGAAGGAGGAGGAGUCAAGUUUGUACAGUGUAAACAAAAGGUGACGCAUUAUUGUAUUAAUUGUCCAGGAUAUAGAUGUGACACACACAAAGAGAAACAGUGUCCACGACACCACAAGUCAAUCGACUUUGAUAAGAGAAUCAAGAUAUUGAAUAUUCUCAAACUGACAGACGAAGAAAGAGAAUCUUACAAUCUAGAAUUAUGUCUUAAAUUUGAAGAACAACUCAAUAUAAAGAUACCAACCUAUAUUCAAGAAGAUGAAGAAAAAGAAUUGGAUAAAUUGGUUGCACUACAAAAAUUAGAAUGGGAUCAAAUUCAAAUUCAACUUCAACUUUUAAAAGAUAAAAAAGAUAAUAAUAAUAAUAAUAAUAAUGAUAACAAUCAACAAUCAAACCAAGAUAGUAACAACAAAAACAGUAUUGGUGGUAGUUUUUCAGAAUUAAUAGAUGAAGAUAAAGAAUUUAUAGCAUCAAAACAUCGAAUGGAAAUUAGAAAGGAAAAUGUUAAAAGAAAAUACUUGAAAUCAAAAGAUGAAUCAAUUCAAAAUCCACAAUCAUUCUUAAAAUAUGAUAAAUUACAGAAAUUAUUAUAUUUGGAUUUUACAAAUAAUCAAAAUAAUAUUGAUAAUCAAAAUAAUCAAAAUAAUCUCCCAACUAUUCAAUGGGGAGAAAGAGAGAAACAAUGGUUUGGUGAUAUUGAUAAUAAUAUGUUUGGAAAGAAUUUAUUCUUUGUUAGUUUUAUUGGUCCAACUGGGUCUGGAAAAUCAACAUUAAUUAGAUCAUUAAUUAAAGAUAAAGAAUUUGAUAAACCAAUACCUGGGUAUUACUUUGACUCACAUUCAACAUCUGCUGAUUUGAAUUCAUACUCUGGAUGUGUAGAAAAAGGUGUUGAUCGAAAGAACUUUAUGAUUGUUGAUAGUGAGGGUGGUGGAGGUACUGAUCCAUUCCUAUUAAACUUUCAAUUGGCCAAAUCAACCAACUCUUCUUCUCCUUCCUCUUCUUCUACUUUGGUUGGAAAAAAAGUAAAGACAGAGAAACAAAUUCGAAAGGAAACUAUUCGUCACUUUUAUCCAAAAUUUCUCUACUCGUUUAGUGAUAUAUUGAUUGUAGUCACCAAUCAUUCAUGGCAAGAAAGAGCUACCAUUGUUAAUUUACUAAUUCAUUGUGCUGCUCCGACCGAGUCCAGUACUACUACCAAACCAACUACUACUCCUACUGAACCAACUAAACCAAAACCACACCUAAUCUUAAUAUUCAACAAAACGUUGUUUAGUAAUUGUAAUGCAGAGCAAAAGGCAUUCCUUCUCGAUCCUGUAAAGGUGACGAAUGAAUUCUUCAAGGACCAUCAAACCAAGGAGGCCGAAUCUAAAUUUUCAUCAUGCACGGCAAUGAUGAUUCCUCAAGCCAACUAUGAUCACGAUGAAUUCUUGAAUCAGCUGACCAAACUUGAAGCACUCAUUUUCGACAAAAUGACCACUGCGACUCCAAAACUAACCAGUCAAGUUUAUCAAGAUAUGAAAUCAUUUGUUCUACUCAGAGAAAGAGAAUAUAGAUAG
Molecule: messenger RNA, 1692 nt
Organism: Cavenderia fasciculata
Lineage: Eukaryota; Evosea; Eumycetozoa; Acytosteliales; Cavenderiaceae
Exons: 3
Coding region: 1-1692 (563 amino acids)
Source: RefSeq, a predicted model, not a curated record